UGAAUCACAACUCCAUUUACCUGUUGCCUGUCAAUCCAUCUGGAGUAGAUGAUGGUGCGGAUGCUGCUUCCAACAUGGCUGAUGCGUGUAACAACCUUAUGUCUAAGAGAUCAAGUUACACGUGUUCUUCUGGACAAUCACCUGGUGGUUAUGUGUGUCCGACUCAGGAGGUGUUGCAGUAUAUUUUAGACGUGGCCAAUAAUUAUGCAAGUCCAAGUAACCAGCUCCAGGUGAAUUCCAUAACGGGUGCUUGCCAUUCAUCGACUUCGAGACAUUACAGUGGAUAUGCGGUCGAUUUCCAAAUAAAAGCAAACAGUCCCUACGAAUCAUACAUGAGUAUGUGUGCAGUUAGUGGAGCUGUUGAAAAUCUCGGACCAGGCACACCAGGUCAUUCAACCCACACUCAUUGCGCAUUUAAUUAGGAGUAUGGCUAAAUCCCGCGGAGCUGGAAAAAUAUUGCGAUAAUACCAAGUAUAUACAACAUCGUGCUUUAUAUUGAAAUCAUCCAUUCGUUAUUUA
Saccoglossus kowalevskii is the source of this 519-nucleotide messenger RNA. RefSeq lists its product as uncharacterized. Lineage: Eukaryota; Metazoa; Hemichordata; Enteropneusta; Harrimaniidae. The record is from RefSeq and is a predicted model, not a curated record.